UGACAGAUGGGAACCAGCCGAUCUGAUAAUGAUUACUCUAUAAAGCCAAGUCGGGGUAAUACAAUACCUACAUAUGUAGGACUUUUGACGAAAUCCUUCUUCUUGUAUGCACCUUGGUUACUUAGUAUAUAAAUGACCUCGGACUCCGAAUCCAUUAGUUCACAAGCUAAUAAUGCCCUGAUCCAAUUACUUGUUGUACACCUUCUAUAUAUAGUAUCACGUAUAUGUCUGUCAGCACUUAGUUUAUAUCUGCCUACCUACCUACCUACCUAACCUAGGUACUUCUUCACCUCUGCCAUUCCUUUAUCUCUUUCUCCCCCUCUUCUCCUUUUUCAACCCCCCAAUUCAUCAUUCAGCGUUCAUCAUGGCGGAAAUCCCAGUUAUCCAAAUCCUCGAAAAGAAGAACUACUUCAAGCAAGCCCUCGUGCCCCUCCCCUCGGCCCUCCCCCUACCACCGCUCGCAGACUCGUCCCUGCGCAUCCGCACCGAGACCCUCUGCCUCUCCACCAACAACUUCAGCUACUGCAAGGUCGGCGACCUCUUCGGCUGGUGGGACGUCCACCCCCUGCCCCCCUCCGCCCCAUCCCCUUACACCGACGCCGCAACCUACGGGCGCACCAACUGCUGGGGCUACGCCCGCGUCGUCGACUCCACCUUCGCAGACGUGCAGAAGGGGAGCUACGUGUGGGGCUACCUCCCCAUCGGCACGCUGCCGCUCGACCUCGAGGUCAAGGCCGCGGCGGAGGCCGGGGGCCAGGUCGUGGUCACGGAGGGGUACCGCCAGAAGCAGCUGGCGAUCUACAACCGCUACGCGGUGUACCCGCCGGGCUCGGCCGUGGCGGCGGAGGUCAGGCAGAGGAGCGACGCGGUCGCGUACGACUGCCUGCUGCGGGUCAUGCACCUCACGGCGUUCGUCAUGACCGAGGUCAUGUUCCCCCCCGAGGCGCAGGGCGCGGACGGCGCGGACGGCUUUGUUCCCCCGCACCUGGCGGACCUGGCGGGCGCGACGGUGCUGAGCUUUGCGCCGGGGUCGAAGGUCGGGCUUGCGUUCGCGAUGCUGCUGCGGAGCGAGGGGCGCGGGGGGGGCAGGCCCCGCCGUGUUGUGGGGGUUGCGAGCGAGGCUUCGGUCGCGUUUGUGAAGGGCACCGGGGUGUAUGGCGGCGAGGAGAACGUCGUGGCGACGACGGAGGAGCCGCUCGCGGUGCUGGAGGGCUUCGGCGCGCCCCGCGACGGCCGCGUCGUGAUAUGCGACUUUGGCGGGCGCAACGGCGUCGCGUGGAAGUGGGCAAGGGCGAUCAAGGCGGUGUUCCCGCGGACGAUGUACGUUGCUGUCGGGGGGGAGGUCACGGAUCCCACGGCCACGGCUACGGGGGAGGGGGAAGGUGGGCCGGAUCCGGAGGUCAUGGAUUUCGCGUUCGCGCACGCGGGUAUCCUGCAGGAUAUGGCGAUGAAGAAGUUUGGCGAGGGGGAGUACUUUAGGAGGCUGGGUGAGUCGUGGGAGGGCAUGAGGAAGACCGGGAUUAAGGGGUUCAGGGUUACGUGGGGAGAGGGGAUGCAGGCUGUGAAGGAGGGGUGGGAGAGGUAUACGAGGGGGGAGGUUGGCUCGGAUGAGGGGUUGGUUUUUGGGAUAUGAGGGAUGUAUACCUAGGUAUAAGCUGUGAUGAACAUGAUUUGAAUGGCAUAUAGUAACUAGCAACUAACAAUUGGGUAUUAGGUAGAUACCUACCUGCCUACCUACCUACAUAACGUCUCUAGAAAUAUGAAAUGAGGCCAAGUAACCCCGAUUGGAAUAUC
Messenger RNA from Hypoxylon fragiforme, 1794 nucleotides. RefSeq lists its product as uncharacterized. Bases 365 to 1633 code for a protein of 422 amino acids. Lineage: Eukaryota; Fungi; Ascomycota; Sordariomycetes; Xylariales; Hypoxylaceae. The transcript has a single exon. The record is from RefSeq and is a predicted model, not a curated record.